Serpula lacrymans var. lacrymans S7.9 is the source of this 1256-nucleotide messenger RNA. RefSeq lists its product as uncharacterized. The record is from RefSeq and is a predicted model, not a curated record. Lineage: Eukaryota; Fungi; Basidiomycota; Agaricomycetes; Boletales; Serpulaceae. The coding region runs from base 185 to 1051 and encodes 288 amino acids. The transcript has 4 exons. Gene Ontology annotation, cellular component: cytosol. Gene Ontology annotation, molecular function: aldose reductase (NADPH) activity; oxidoreductase activity, acting on NAD(P)H as acceptor.
GUAUCGGAAAAUCAAAGCGAUUUGCUGCCCGCGCUGAGCUCUACUUUGAUUGCGGUCACGAGCAACUAGGACCGCAGUAUCUCGUCUCUUAGUCAACCAGGUGUAUAAACGGUAUUUAAGCUUAUCGUCUGCACGUUAUCCAUUUCUUCCACCUUCUCUCGCUUUUCUUUAUAUCCGACUCAAAAUGACUGUCCCAACUCUUGCCUUGAACGAUGGCAAUGCAGUCCCUUGGAUAGGAUUCGGCACCGGCACGGCCCUCUUCUAUAAGGACGCUAGAGAAGCCGUACAUGUCGCCAUUCAGAACGGCUUCACGCAUAUCGACGGCGCACAAGUGUACACCAACGAGGAGACUUUGGGAACUGGAGUGAUUCAGUCCGGCAAACCACGUUCAGAAUUGUUCAUAACGACCAAAUUGUACAAGUUACAACCUGGUGCAACACCGAAAAGCGCUUUGCAGGAGUCUUUGAAGAGACUGAAGUUGGAUCAAGUGGACCUGUACUUGGUUCACAAUCCGAAUAAUCAUGUGGGGCAGUUGAAAGAAGUAUGGAAAGGCAUGGAAGAGUGCAAGAAGGACGGUUUGACAAAGUCUAUCGGUGUUUCCAAUUUCGCUGUUGAACACUUCAAAGAAAUUUUUGAGGUUGCAUCGAUUCCUCCUUCUGUCAACCAGCUCGAGCUGCACCCAUAUGUAUGGAAAGCCCUCCAACCAGUCCUUGAAAUUCACAAAGAACACGGCAUUGUCACCUCGUCAUAUGGCGGUUUAUCACCCCUUUUCCGUGGUGAAAGUGGUCCAUUAAAUGAAGUCGUGGAAAGCAUCAGGGAGCGGCUGCAAGCCACUCGAGGACAACCGGUAUCUGAUAGUCAGGUCCUAAGUAAAUGGUUGCAGCAGAAAGGCGUGCUUGUUAUUACAACUUCUUCCAAAGCUGAGCGGGUCAGGGAAUACAUCGAUACUACCAACGUUCCCGAUUUGACUGCUGAAGAGCUUGCUUUAGUCGAGCGCGCAGGAUCUUUACUCCAUCAGAGGUUCUUUCAAGGAAAUUGGCUUUCUGAGUAGAUUGAAUGUCACUUACGACCGAGUUGCAGAAGGUAUAUCUACAAGGGACUCCUGUAGACUUCAUCAGAUGUGGAUUGCUGAUUGCUUGCAGAAGUAAUGGAUGAAAAACAUAAUUACUAGACUGGUAGCGUAGUAUCCCACUUGACAUCGCUUUCUUGAAUGUUUUUUUUGUCAAUGAUAAACACUAGAGUUCCGAUUUGACAAU